AUGAAUGUGACGUCAAUAACCAAUGAUGGCGAUGAGCGAAAAGUCGAGAAUAUUGCGUUGGAGCCAGAAGAAGUCGAAUACACCGAGGUUUCUCCGGAUGCCAAGUUUGUUGACUUGACAAGACAUCGAUUGAAGAAAAUUGAGGAUUACUCUUGGAUGACCAAAGUUGAGCACAUCUCGUUCCGCUGGAAUUUGCUCAAGAAAAUUGAGAAUCUCGAUAUGCUCACCACGUUGACUUAUUUGGAGUUUUAUGACAAUCAGAUUGAGAAAGUCGAGAAUUUGGAGAAGCUGGUGAACUUGGAAACGCUCGAUCUAUCCUACAAUCGAAUCAGCAAAAUCGAGAAUCUCGAAAAAUUGACGAAACUCAAAACGCUUUAUUUCGUGCACAAUAAGCUUUCGAAAAUCGAGGGUCUUGACACGCUCACGGAGCUCGAGUAUCUCGAACUCGGCGACAAUCGCAUCAAGAAGAUUGAGAAUCUCGAGAACAACUUGAAAUUGGAUCGACUUUUCCUUGGCGCCAAUCAAAUUUACAACAUCGAGAAUCUCGAGCACUUGAAACAAUUGCAAGUGCUCAGUUUGCCGGCGAACGCGAUCACCAGUAUUGAGAAUGUCGCCGGUUUGACGAAUUUGAAAGAAAUCUAUUUGGCGCAAAACGGCAUCGAAUACAUUGGCGGUCUUGGCGAGAACCGGCUUCUCGAAAUUCUUGAUCUCAAUCAGAAUCGCUUGGUGAAAGUCGAAAAUAUUCGACAUUUGACGAGAUUGACCGAUUUUUGGGCGAGAAAUAAUAAGCUCUCUGAUUGGAGCUUCUUCGACGAGCUCACCCACCUGCCACAGCUCAAUUGCGUCUAUCUCGACUUCAAUCCGAUCUCCGAGCAAGAAGGCUACCGCACAAAAGUGAUCCGUCUUCUCCCACAAAUCACCCGUCUCGAUGGGACCACUUGCCGUCAGGAGUCGCUAGUUCGAGCGCCCGUACCAUCCGGCCCGCCGCCAAACGAGAUCUUCGACGGCAUCGCGCACAUCGAUCUCAAAACCAAGGACGAUCUCGUUGUGAUUUAG
This is a messenger RNA of Caenorhabditis bovis, 1056 nucleotides long. The record is from the annotation of a GenBank genome assembly. Lineage: Eukaryota; Metazoa; Nematoda; Chromadorea; Rhabditida; Rhabditidae.